Molecule: messenger RNA, 2080 nt
Organism: Condylostylus longicornis
Lineage: Eukaryota; Metazoa; Arthropoda; Insecta; Diptera; Dolichopodidae
Gene: frc
Product: UDP-sugar transporter UST74c
Exons: 1
Coding region: 586-1584 (332 amino acids)
Cellular component (GO): Golgi apparatus
Molecular function (GO): GDP-fucose transmembrane transporter activity; antiporter activity
Source: RefSeq, a predicted model, not a curated record
AGAAUGAAUAGAUUUAAUAAUAAGUUAAUAAAACGUCAAUUGCUUUUAUUUGAUAUUUUAUCGAUCAGCUGGUAAAAGUCGAAAAUAUUUAACUUUUAUGGCCGGUGUCACUACAAAUAAACCAAGUAGCUUUAAAGUUUUCGAAAACUUAAUUUUCGAGUGUAAUUGCAAUCGUUUAAAUGUAAUCACGCUGCAAACAAUGGUUUGAAAUUUUGGAUUUGUAUUUACGAAUAGUCACACAUUUAUAUACAUAUAUAUAUGUAUAUGAUUUUGACAUUAGAUUUUUGAAGGAAUUAAAAAUUAAAUCAAAAAUUAUUUCGAUGCGUGAAUACUCCACGAGGACAAUUUUAAUUUUUUAUUCGUUUUUUUUUUAUGUAAAUUUAUAAAUGACCAUUAAAGUAUUAUGUUAUACAAUAUUAAUAUAAAAAAAAUACAAAUGUGUUGAUAAUGAUAUAAAUAUUUCCGUUUUUAUAUAAUUUUUGGGGAUUUUUCCUCAAGAUAAAAAAUGUGAAAAAAAUUAUAAUUAUUAUAAGUGAUAGUCUACUGAACAAUAUUAGAAAAGAAAAAUUCAUACAUAAUAUAAAAAUGGCAUCAACGAGCAAUUCCGAUUCGGUUCCUUUAAUUAACAACGAUAAUACUGUUUCUUAUUUAAGAAAAGUUGGAAGUGCUGCUUUUUAUGGAGUAUCAUCAUUUAUGAUUACAGUAGUCAAUAAGACUGUGUUAACUUCAUAUAGUUUUCCAUCAUUUUUGUUCCUCAGUUUAGGUCAAAUGAUAGCCAGCAUAUUAGUGUUAUAUAUUGGCCGGAAAAUUCGUCUAGUUUCAUUUCCAAAUUUUAGUAAGGAUUCAUUUACAAAAAUAUUUCCUUUGCCCUUAAUAUAUCUUGGAAAUAUGAUGUUCGGGCUAGGUGGUACACAGGCUUUAAGUUUACCAAUGUUUGCUGCAUUACGAAGAUUCUCGAUAUUAAUGACAAUGCUGUUAGAAUUAAAAAUUUUAGGUGUACGCCCAACAUUUGCAGUUCAAGUUAGUGUAUAUGCUAUGAUCGGUGGAGCGUUGUUAGCAGCAAGUGAUGAUCUAUCAUUUAAUAUGCAUGGAUAUAUUUUUGUUAUGAUUACUAAUGCUCUAACAGCAGCAAAUGGUGUUUAUUCAAAAAAAAAAUUAGAAGCAAAUGAAAUGGGUAAAUAUGGCUUAAUGUUUUAUAAUUCAUUAUUUAUGAUUUUACCAGCAACAAUUGGAACAUAUUUAAUUGGAGAUUUGAAAAAAGCAAUUGAAUAUCCACAAUGGAAUGAACCAUUCUUUGUAAUACAAUUUUUGUUAUCCUGUGUUAUGGGUUUCAUAUUAUCGUAUAGUACAAUAUUAUGUACCCAUUAUAAUUCAGCAUUGACAACAACAAUAGUUGGUUGCUUAAAAAACAUUUGUGUAACAUAUUUAGGAAUGUUCAUUGGUGGUGAUUAUGUUUUUUCAUGGUUAAAUUGUAUUGGUAUAAAUAUAAGUGUUUUCGGUAGUUUAUUAUACACAUAUGUUACAUUUAGAAGAAAACAAGCGCCUGAUAAGAAUAUUAGAAAUGAUAAGAUUGAGUCGGUAUAGCAAAAAAAGUUAUUAGCUACAUUUUUCUUUUUUUAAAAAAUUACUCAUUUGAACAAAAAGAACAAAUUUUUUUAUAUAUUUAAGUGAAAUUAUAAUGUUUAGUAUUAAAGAAGUAAAACUUGUAAAUAACAUGUAAAAUGAGAAAACUGUAUAUUUGAUAACUUUUUAAACAAUAUUAAUAUUAAAAAUGUAAUUUUUAGGAAAUAAGUAGGUAAAUAUCUACCUAACCACAUGUAAUUGUAAAAAAAGAAAAUUUGCCAUUAUUUAUUUUAAAAACUGUAUUUAUAUUAAUAUUGAUAUUUUUUAACUAGUCAAUAGAAUGGUCAGAAAUUUUUGAAUUUUAAUUAGGUACAAUGAUUUUAUCUCAGUACCAAGUUACUUAAAAUUCUGAAAAUAUUGUCGUAUGACAAACAUGUUUGUUUUAAAAAAAUCCACCGUUUGUAUUUUUAAUACUUCAUUUUUUAUAAUUUUUUUUUUUAUUUUUCUUCUCCUGAUA